AUGUCAGACAGGUGCAACGGAGAAAAGUUCUUGCCAGCCUUUACCGCGCGGGAUGAGGAAUCAACCCGCAGCUGCCGCCCGCGGGGACCGCUCCGGCAGGGCCAGGCCGCAGCUGGCAGCCACAGGCAGCGCUUCUCUCUCGCGCCCGCGGCUACUACCCGUGGUCCCGCCCCCCGCGCGCCGCCAGCGCUUACCGCCCGAAGGGCGGCGGCAGGCGGAGUGCCGCUUAGUCGCCUCAGCGGCAGCUCGGCGCCCGCAAUGGCGCACGGGGUAGCGUGGGGCUCAACAGCACGGCUCUGUGUCGUCCACGCGGGGCGGCCGCUGGAGCUGUUUUGCGAGGACUGCGGGCACUGCGUCUGCGCCCUCUGCCCGGCCCUGGGUCCGCACCGCGGACACCGUGCAUGCCUCCUGCGCGACGCCGUCUGCCGCAAGCAGGAACUGAUGGCAUUGUGUUUGAAGGAUCUUGAAAAGAGAAAAGAGCAAGAAGCUGGUAACAGAAGGAGCAUAGAGCAGGCUGCUAGUGAACUGAAGGCACAUGCCAUUAUGAGCAAAAGGCAGCUGUCAGACCGAAUGACUGAGCUCCAGUUACUGCUUCGGGAAGAGGAGAGUCUGGCAAAAAACUUCAUUGAUGAAAAGACUCAGCAAGCCCUGGAAGCGCAUAAUCAGCAGUUGGAGUCUUGCCAAGAAAAGCUUGAAGCCCUGGAGACCUUGUCAGUUCGAAUCAGACAAAUACAACAGCACAGUGAUCCUAUUCAAUUCUUGGAGAAGUACACCGAAAUCAAGAAAGAAACGGAGGAGCCCAGGCACCUGUUAGAACAGUGGCAUCCGAUACCUCUCUCCUUUGAACAUGUUCUUAACCAUUAUAAGCAAUUCAUGACAGCUCUUCAGGCCAUUCUACAGAAACCACUAGAAGCUCGGCUUAAAAAAGAUGUUUUGAGUAGCCUUAAUGCCACUGCAAAGAAGCAGCCUGGAGCAGUGUUGAAAACCUUGUCUCCCAUUGACCGGUUGCUUUUCUUAAAACAUGCAAGAUCACCAACCUGGGAAUAUGACAGCCUUCACCCAAGGCUGAAGUUAUCUGAUGACCGUCUUGUAGUAAGCUGUAACUGGAGGAAGAUAUUUUACCCUUGUGGUCCUCAGAGAUUUGAUAAAUUAUGGCAAGUGCUAAGCAGAGAUGCUUUCUUUGCUGGGAGCCAUUACUGGGAAGUUGACCUGCUUCAUGCUGGAGCAGGAUGGUGGAUUGGUGCAGCCUACCCUUCCAUUGGCAGGAAAGGUGACUCUGAAACCUGUCGACUGGGCUGGAAUAGAGCAUCUUGGUGCCUGAAGAAGUUUGAUGUUGAGUACUGGGCAUUUCACAAGGGGGAAAGAAUUCCCAUCAAGAUAGAAGAUGAUCCUGAUCGCAUUGGCAUUUUUCUGGAUUACGAAGCGGGAAUCCUUUCAUUCUACAAUGUUUCAGAUGGCAUGGCUCAUUUACACACCUUCCACUGCAAGUUCACAGAACCAGUUUACCCAGCUUUGAGGCUCUGGGAAGGGUCUAUUGGAAUAUGCAAACUAACAUAG
Molecule: messenger RNA, 1557 nt
Organism: Indicator indicator
Lineage: Eukaryota; Metazoa; Chordata; Aves; Piciformes; Indicatoridae
Gene: TRIM14
Product: tripartite motif containing 14
Exons: 7
Coding region: 1-1557 (518 amino acids)
Biological process (GO): innate immune response
Molecular function (GO): zinc ion binding; protein binding
Source: RefSeq, a predicted model, not a curated record